CUGUGUGUUAGAGAGAGAGAGAGAGAGGGGGAGGGCUGGGGAAGGAGGCACUCUGAGCAGAAGCAGCAGCAGCAGCGCUUCACAACAUACACAGAGGCAGCAGCAGCGGAGCUGCAGCAUGGACUGAAGAAGCAAGCUUGCCCUCGAACCAAAUCAUGGAUCUCUAAACCCGGGGACCCCUCCACCCCCUCCCCUCCCCUCCCACCCACUACAUCUCCCGAUGUUGCCGGAAUCCAGCCCGAUGCAGACAGAGCACUAGACAUGGGGAAACUUCACUCCAAACAUGCCGCCGUUUGCAAACCCAGAGAAAGUCCCGAAGGUGACAGUUUUGUGGUGAACGCUUGUUUAACUCGAAAGGGGCUGGAGGAUUGGAUCGUCAAACAGAGGAACAGCUCGGGCUCCCAGCGAGCGGGCUGGAGGCUUUCUACCGCGGGAUCAGCUGGUGAAUACAGCAGAGAAGGAUACAGUGAAGAACAUUAUCCUUUAGAAGUUGCCCUACCUCCAGAAAACACUGAUGACUUCAGUAAUACAACUGAAAAGAAAAUGGAAAAAGAAGCAACUGGACAAAGUGGUGUGAAGAAACAACUGAAAUUUGAAGAGUUGGAAUGUGAUGUUUCAGUAGAAGACGACAACAGACAAGAAUGGACAUUCACACUCUAUGACUUCGAUAACAAUGGGAAAGUCACUCGUGAGGAUAUCACUAGUCUUCUGCACACAAUCUAUGAGGUGGUCGAUGCAUCUGUGAACCACUCACCAAGUUCCAGUAAGACAUUGCGGGUAAAGCUAACUGUGACACCUGAUGCAAGCCAGAAAAAUAAAGGCAAUCAAACAGAUGUUAACAGUACAUGGCAAAAAACUGAAAAUAAAUGUGUGGACGAGUCAAAGAAUUUCGAGAAGAAAACCCGUGCCCCCCUCAGACGUCACAACAGUGACCAGCAUCCCCAGCAAAAUAGCUGCCAUCGCCACUGUGUUGAUGAGAACAUAGAAAGGAGAAACCACUACCUUGACUUGGCAGGGAUAGAAAACUACACCUCAAAAUUUGGACCAGGUUCACCUCCAGUGGCUUCGAGAAAGGAAAGUCAUGUGAAAGUUUCUCAACAUGCCAGAUCCCGUUCCCAUGAUCCUGAGGUCAUGCACAGUCACCACAGGAGAUGUCAAACUGUGGAUGGAGGGCACAGUCACCUUAAUCAUUCUUCUUACACUCGGAUGAUUGAAUUACAGCAAAGACUACGUAAUCAGGACAGCAGCAAGCACUUAGUCAAAUCGCCAAGAACCCUGAGCAAAAAUAUGAUGGCUUCAGUCCAGGCUGGAAAGGUUGGCAAAAACAAGUUUUCACAGAAUCCCUACGUGCCACUGACCUCCACUCCUGUUGUAGUCACCCCAAAUAUUCCAUAUCUCCCCAUGCAGCUUGGUCAACAACAUCAACAGAGUCACAAGAAACACAAACAAAGAUCGAAGGACAGCCAUCAAGUGUAUAAAACCUUUCAGCCCCCUUCAAGAGUAGUAGAGCAAGAGCAUGUGAGGGAUUUGCCAUCUCUUAUGCUAUACGAAGGCCAUGUUGGUCGGAUUGUUCAGAGACACGAACAUCAUCACCACCAUGAACAUCAUCACCACUACCAUCAUUUCUACCAGACAUGAGCGGAGAAGAUCAGGGCAUUCGAUGAGAACUGAAAAAGUACACUAUUCAAUUUGAAGGAGAGAUUUCUGACUGGAUUUUAUCACUUUCAGUCUACACAGUAUUGUUGAUGUUAAUUAUAACAUGCAAAGUUCAUUACUUUGACAGUGAAUAAUAAUGAGAUGAAGUGAAACUAAAAGACUUUUGAACAGCUGGCUACCUCUCGUGUUAAUUCAGAUUUUAUUUUCUUUAACCUAUAAAAUGUGCCACAGGGGGUUUUAAUGUAAAAGUUUUGUAAAAGUUUUGUGUUGUCUAGAGUAUCAUUUAAAUUUCUGUAUUUGAAAUAUUUUCUGUAUUAAGUUCCACACUACCCAUAUUUGCCAAUUCUACAGUUAUUAUAAUACUGUAGUUUUAAUUAUUCCUUCUGGAGUCAAAUUGUUUUCUACCUUUUUGAGAUGUAGCCUAAAGGAAAGAAACGCUGCUAAGUGUUCUGAAAGAUUUGUGCCCUGAUUGGUGCAUUUUUUUUUCUUAGUUUAUUUGAUUGUUUAAAUGCAUUGCUUUCUGGCAAAGAGUUGUUGAUUUGAAUGUUUUGUGACUGAACACCUAUUUGAAUUAUUUUGAAAUAUCCAAGACAGUGGCAUGCCUCCUAGGUUACUUCUGAUCUGACUACAUAUUAUACAUGGAGUGAAAUGGUUAGUCAAAACUGUGCACAUAAUUUUCAAAACUUUGUGCAGUAGUCAGUGCAUAGUGUUACAGAUUGGAGGUUUACUGUCUAACUUCUUGGGUGUAAUCACUCACAUAUAAUUGAGAUAUUUAUGCAGUGGAAGUUCUAAGAAUGUGUAUGAAUGCAACUAACCCCAAUGUUAUAGCACUCAAAUUCUGUCACUCCAAUCCCACCAACUGGAGAAAUUCAAGGUCACCAUAACAAUUGACCCUGUGCUAUGGGACCGUGUUACACAGAAGGUGCAAUGCUCUAUACGCAUUUCAGAGAAGUUAACGAGUAUAUAUUCUAUCUCAGGUUUUCUUUUAAACUGUGGUUUGACUUUAUUUUUUGAGAUGCAAGUCUUUUCUGAAAGGAAUGAUAAUGGACUUCUUCAUGAGUGGUGCACAGGGAAGAUGGCACAUAACUUGAUGCAACCAACUUCAGUUUUCAAGUAGUGUCUCUAAAUCUUAUUGAACUAGCAUAGGAGAUAAUCAAAUGAAGAUACCUCACCCAUAAUGGUGAUAUUCAGAAGCCUGUUGGGAGUUAGUUAUGGUGAGUCUUUUGCACAAAUGGAAGAAGGCUGUGAAUGAGUGAGAUAUCCUGAUAAUUCUAUGACCAGCAUCUUAAAUGUACUACAGAGGAAUUCAAAAGCACUACAUGCUGCUGUUGACGAUUAAGUGUUCGGCCUUUUUCACACAGCAAGGAAGAUAUCCCUAAAAAAAUUCAGCUUUGCUCCAGGAAAAGGUCAGUAAUAAACGUCAAUGCUUCCUUUUCAGAUAGGAAAUAUGUUACUAGAGGCAAAUUUGGUUAGUGAAUCUUUCUUGUAUUAAGCAGCAAAAUAAACUUAGAAACAACUGUGUUUAAAUCACACCAUAGACUAUUGUUACUGAUAAGAUCAUGUGAUGUGUUUCCAAUAAUAAUUGAUUUUGGGAAGCUGUCCUUUGUUGCGGUCUGUUCAGAUAGCUGUGUCAAUUAAACUGACACAGCAGAAAUACACAACACGGACUGAAGUAGGUCUGUUCCCCCAUAUUCACACUUACUCUAAUGUCACCAGAAGUCAAUUGCUGUGUGGAAUUGUGCUUUCUUUCACAUCAGUGAAAGGAUACGUCCAAUUUCUAUAGGUGUGAAAGCAUGGUGCCGUGGGCAGUGAAAUCACCACUCACGAAUUAUAGAAGAAAACAUUUAAAGAAUAUACUGUUUUAUUGCAACAGCAUCCUUGAAGAAAACGUUCUAAGUAUAUUUCAAGGAUCCUUUUUCAAAUUUACUAAGGAAUUAAGGAGGCCAUGAACUUUUUCAUUUAUCUGGGCUUAGACAGAGUUGUACCUUGAUGCUAGGUAUGUUACAAAUACUGCUCAUGUAGCAGUCUUUCCCUCCUAAGUAUACUUUGUAUUUAUAAAAUAUAUAUUGGACUGAAAAUGACAUGUCUGCUAAGCAUAUUGGAUUUUUGUGUCAUAGUGUUUUAAUUAUUAGCAAUCUUGUGUUAACAAACUUAAGUCUAAUGCAAUCUUGUCUCCACCACUAGUAUAUUUUACAAAUUGUGUACAUUCCCAACAUGUGUAGUGUUUUCUGACAGCCAUGUAAAAGAACAAUGUUUAAAUUUGCAUUUACUACAUAUUGUACCAUUCAAUUGUAAAACUACUUGUGUAACACAAUUCAUGUUCCCUUCUGAAAUAAUUUUUUUGGUAUCCCUUUAAUUGAAUAUAUCUUUUCAGUAUUUUGUAUAGUAUAUAUAGAUGGUUUUGAUUAAAUGCUUUAUUUAUUUAAUAGUAAAACUGUGCCAACCAGAACCCCUAUUCAUUAAAGGUAAAUUAGUCGAACACAUUAACAAACCGGUGUCCCAGUGACUAAUUAUUUGGCAAUGUUCAGCAAUAUUUCACUAUGAGCUUUUCGGGACCGGUGAGUUUUGAUCUUGUAGGUCUGCCUGCCAUUUUAACAAAAAGGCAAACCUCACAUAAUGCAAUUCUGCAGAACCUCAUGAGACCUAAGAAGAAACAUUGCAUACGCAUUCGCAAAGUUUUUACAUUACUUAUCUUGUGAGAAAAGUGGAAAGUUGGAAACAAGGCCUGUAAGCUAAUCAAAAACAAACUGCUGAUCUGAUUGUGAGUCAUUCUAACUUUACCAGAUCCACAGAGCUUCUGUCUCGUUAGAGAGAGAUGUCUGGGAUGGUGGUUAAACCUGAGGGCCAUCAUAUCUCUGAGGGGAGACGUUGAGAUGGAAAGUUCUGCAAUGUAAUUAUAGUUACUAAGAACCAGAUUUU
Molecule: messenger RNA, 4575 nt
Organism: Hemiscyllium ocellatum (epaulette shark)
Lineage: Eukaryota; Metazoa; Chordata; Chondrichthyes; Orectolobiformes; Hemiscylliidae
Gene: nkd1
Product: NKD inhibitor of WNT signaling pathway 1
Exons: 10
Coding region: 262-1638 (458 amino acids)
Biological process (GO): negative regulation of Wnt signaling pathway
Cellular component (GO): cytoplasm
Molecular function (GO): calcium ion binding
Source: RefSeq, a predicted model, not a curated record